Molecule: messenger RNA, 1188 nt
Organism: Trichoderma gamsii
Lineage: Eukaryota; Fungi; Ascomycota; Sordariomycetes; Hypocreales; Hypocreaceae
Exons: 4
Coding region: 1-1188 (395 amino acids)
Biological process (GO): mRNA 3'-end processing
Cellular component (GO): RNA polymerase II, holoenzyme
Molecular function (GO): RNA polymerase II C-terminal domain binding
Source: RefSeq, a predicted model, not a curated record
AUGGCCUACAACGACGAUUCCGUGCUGGCGCGUCUGUCAGCCCUCAAUGAGAGCCACGAUAGCAUUGCGACCGCAGCUCAAUGGAUCAUGUUCCAUAGACGACACGCAGAUCGCACGGUAGCGCUUUGGAUGCAACGACUCAAAGACUCUUCUAGUACGAAACGAUUAAGCUUGGUUUAUCUUGCCAAUGAGGUUGCACAGCAGUCUAGGAUUCGCCACAAGGAGGACUUCAUCAUCGCAUUUUCUCCUGUGAUAGCAGAAGCCGCUGCAGUCGCCUAUAAGGGGGCGCCAGCCGAAAUUCAGGGCAAAUUGCGCCGAGUGAUUGACGUCUGGAAAGACAGGGCAAUUUUCGAGGCACCGAUUCAGGCGGCCAUCGAAUCGCGACUAAACGAACUGGAUAAAGCUCGCGGGUCUGUGAAGCCUGGUUUUGGAGGCUCUCCGUUCGGCGGCGGAUCAUCUACGGCCGUACCUGCAGAAUUCACUCCUCUUAUAUCUGCUCACCAGACGGUCACCAAGCUCAGCGUACCGCUAAAGACGACUAUCGCCUCCGCAAACCAAGAGUACGAAAAGCAAGUCGAUGUUUCAGUGCCGGUUCCUUCAGCACCGGUCUAUGCAGCUCGCCUGAAUGGCUUGCUCAAGACUCUUGCGAGCGCAGAGAGCGCAGUGGCUGAGUGCGUAAAAGCUCGAGAGAGCCUGAUCUCAGGGCUGGAGAAACUGCUGGAUUCAAAUAGGGCGGCAUUGGAAAAUGAAAAGAAUACAGCUCUUGAAUUCUCAACCCGCAAACGAGAGGUUGAAGAUAAGAAGCAGCAGGUCGAAGUUGCCAUCAUGAGAGCACUUGGACCUGCGGAAAACAACGGAUCCCACACGGAAGGGGAAUCUGGCAGCCCGCCGACUGAGCUUGAUCGCCCAGAGAUGGAAGCUCUGACGCCGCCCGGUAUGGAUAAUGACUUUGACGACACUAUGCCAGAGCCGGUCGAGAACAUUGAAGACAGUAUGGAUGUGAAGUUAGCAGAGGACAUUUCAGCAACCGAGCCAUCCACCACCUUUACUCAGUCAUUGCCCAUAUCAGCCAACGGCUCUAACAAAAGGCGACGGGUGGACGAUGGGGAUGACUUUCCUGAUCUCGGAAACGAUGGCGAGAUAGAUCCUGAAGUGGCAGAAAUGCUGAAAGAAAACAGCGAUGUUUGA